Aspergillus glaucus CBS 516.65 is the source of this 1218-nucleotide messenger RNA. RefSeq lists its product as uncharacterized. NCBI's taxonomy places the organism in Eukaryota, Fungi, Ascomycota, Eurotiomycetes, Eurotiales, Aspergillaceae. The transcript has 6 exons. The record is from RefSeq and is a predicted model, not a curated record. Bases 1 to 1119 code for a protein of 372 amino acids.
AUGGCCUACAAUGUGGCAUCAGAGCUCUUUGCAGAAUGGGCCAUUGGUCUGGUCAUUAUUGCUAUCCGUCUUUAUGCCCGCUGGAAAGUCGGCGGAGAGAAGUUCUAUUGGGACGAUCUGUGUUUAGGAUCUGUUACUGUCUUCUGGACGUUCCACACGGUCUUUUUGUACCUUUGCACUGAUGUAUACGGAUCGAAUAUUGGUCUUACCGAUAAGACGGCUUUGGAGGUUCCCGAUGACCAAGUACCGGUGCUACGAGAAGGGUCCAUUGACGCCUUCGUUGCCUGGCUAUCCUACAUUUUUAUGGCGUGGUCGUUUAAGGGAGUUCUCAUUUUCCUCUAUAACAAGAUGACGAUGGGUCUCUGGCAACAUCGGCUGUCAGUGAUAGCUAGCAUAUUCUGCGUCUGCACAUUCUUCGCAUCACUAUUCUUCCAUCUGUUUAUCUGCUACCCGGUUCACAAGACCUGGCAGAUCAAACCCUAUCCCGGAGACAACUGCACAGUCCGACCCCUAAACUACAUUGUCAUCGAAACCCUCAGUAUCGUAACCGACAUCGUAAUCAUGUGCGUCCCGAUCCCCCUAAUCCUCGCCGCGCGCAUCCGCGCAACCCAAAAGCUCAUGCUCUGCUGCCUCUUCUCCUCCGGAAUCUUCGUCAUGGUCGCCGCCUUCUUGCGCGCCUACUACUCUGUGAAAAACAUCUCCAGCCUCUCCAUCGCCCUCGGGUGGGCGUCGCGCGAAGCCCUCGUCUCCGUGAUCACCGUCAGCGCACCGGGUCUCAAACCGCUGAUCACGCGAUCGAGAUGGUUCCAGUCGUAUGGAUCUUCUGGUGGUGCUACGGGGACGGCUGGGACGGCGACUAUCGGGGGUUCGAAUAAGAGGUUGGAUACUACUUGUAGUAGGAAUAAGAGUCGGGGGUGGAGGGAGAGUAUUGAGCCGCAUCCUAUCGAGAUGGGGUCGUCGUUGGGGUUCAAGAAGGGACGGAGGGACUCGGAGGCUGAGAGUCAGGAGCAUAUCAUUGGGGAGGAGGAUUCGGGUAAGGGGCAGGGGAAGAAUGGGGGGAUCUUGGUGACUACUGAUUUGACGUUUUCGGAGGAUAUCGAGCAGGAGGGUCAAAAGUAGCAUUGAUGUUUUCAUUCAAAAGCAAGUGUGUAUAUAAUAAUGGUAUAAUUGUAUAUUAGCAACAAAAAUACUCAAGACUUGGUAGCCAAGUAACUUGAC